UUGCAGUGCUCGGUCGAAAAUGGCAGGAGAAAAGUACUCUAUCUUGCUGCCAACGUACAAUGAGCGUGAAAAUCUGCCGAUCAUCAUAUGGUUGAUCGUGAAGUACUUGCAAGAGGCAAAAAUCAACUACGAGGUGAUAGUGAUUGAUGAUGGCAGUCCGGAUGGCACGCUGGAAGUAGCGAAACAGCUACAAAAAAUAUACGGUGAAGAUCGUAUCCUUCUUCGACCGAGGGCCGCCAAGCUGGGCCUUGGAACGGCUUACAUUCAUGGCAUAGAGCACGCGACGGGAGAUUACAUCAUUAUCAUGGAUGCUGAUCUGAGCCAUCACCCCAAAUUCAUUCCACAGUUUGUAGAGCUGCAAAAGAAAGGUGACUUUGACAUAGUCUCGGGCACCCGGUACAAGGGCUCGGGCGGUGUUUAUGGAUGGGAUUUCAAGAGGAAGUUGAUUUCGCGUGGAGCCAAUUUCCUCUCUCAACUGUUACUGCGACCGAAUGCAUCUGAUCUUACCGGAUCGUUCCGACUGUACCGCAAAGAAGUGCUGAAAGAGCUAAUUUCUCGCUGCACUUCGAAAGGAUACGUCUUCCAGAUGGAAAUGAUUGUCCGAGCGCGCCAGCUAAACUACUCCAUUGGAGAAGUUCCGAUAUCGUUUGUGGACCGUGUGUACGGGCAGUCCAAGCUCGGUGGAUCGGAGAUAAUCCAGUUUGCUAAAAAUUUGCUGUACCUUUUCGCCACCACGUAAAGUGUGCUG
This is a messenger RNA of Anopheles maculipalpis, 748 nucleotides long. It is a transcript of the gene Dpm1, whose product is annotated as dolichol-phosphate mannosyltransferase subunit 1. Gene Ontology annotation, cellular component: endoplasmic reticulum membrane. The transcript has 3 exons. Bases 20 to 739 code for a protein of 239 amino acids. Gene Ontology annotation, biological process: protein O-linked glycosylation via mannose; GPI anchor biosynthetic process. The record is from RefSeq and is a predicted model, not a curated record. Gene Ontology annotation, molecular function: dolichyl-phosphate beta-D-mannosyltransferase activity. NCBI's taxonomy places the organism in Eukaryota, Metazoa, Arthropoda, Insecta, Diptera, Culicidae.